AUGCCAGUUAUUAGAAGGGAAUAUUUAGUAAAAAAUAGACCAUGUCCUAUUGGGAUUGUUAAUAAAAAGUUAAGUAUGAAUUAUACAAAAUCAAUAACUAAUAACGGGAAGAAAUCUAUAAAUUAUUCUCAUAAUAGUAUAAUGAAUGUAAUGUUAGAUAAAAAAAAGGGUCAACAUUUACUAAAAAAUCCGGGUAUAUUGGAUAAAAUAGUUGAGGCUUCUGAUAUAAAACCUACAGAUAUAGUAUUAGAAAUAGGACCAGGAACAGGUAACUUAACUAUGAGAUUAUUACCUUUAGCAAGAAAGGUUAUUGCUUUUGAUAUUGAUCCAAGAAUGGUUGCUGAAGUUAAAAAAAGAUCAAUGAAUGCCGGAUAUAAUAAUUUAGAAGUUAAAGAAGGAGAUGCACUUCGUAGUGAUUUGGGAAAAUUUGAUAUAUGUACUGCUAAUUUACCAUAUCAAAUAUCUUCACCAUUUGUAUUUCGAAUAUUAUCACAUAAACCUACAUUUCGCUGUGCAGUAUUAAUGUUUCAAGAAGAAUUUGCUUUAAGAUUAUUAGCAGAACCAGGUGAUAAACAUUACUGUCGUUUAACUUUAAAUACUAAAUUAUUAUGUAAAGUUAUAAGAGUAUGUAAAGUAUUACCAGGUAGCUUUAAUCCACCUCCAAAAGUAAAUUCUAUGGUAGUUAAAUUUAUCCCUAAAACUUGUCCAAUUCCUGUUAAUUUUAGAGAAUGGGAUGGUUUAAUGAGGAUAUGUUUUUUACGUAAAAAGAAAACAAUAAGGGCUAAUUUUAAAGGUAGUUCUACUCUAACUAUGUUAGAAAAUAAUUAUAAAACAUGGUGCUCUUUAAAUAAUCAAGUUCCUCAAAACAAUGUGCCAUUUAAAGAAUUUGUAUUCAAAAUAUUAGAAAAUACAGGAUUAGAAUCCAAACGUGCAUUUAAUAUUAGUAUAGAUGAAUACUUCAAACUCUUAUUAGAAUUUAAUAAAAAUGGAAUUCAUUUUGUAAAUGUAGCAUAUAAAUUAGAUAGUUCUGGUAUUUCUGAACAAAUGUUUAUUGAAGAUGAAAUAAUGAGUGAAAAUAGUGAAUAG
Messenger RNA from Cryptosporidium muris RN66, 1086 nucleotides. RefSeq names its product dimethyladenosine transferase protein, putative. Gene Ontology annotation, cellular component: mitochondrial matrix. Lineage: Eukaryota; Apicomplexa; Conoidasida; Eucoccidiorida; Cryptosporidiidae. Gene Ontology annotation, molecular function: rRNA (adenine-N6,N6-)-dimethyltransferase activity. The transcript has a single exon. Gene Ontology annotation, biological process: rRNA methylation. The coding region runs from base 1 to 1086 and encodes 361 amino acids. The record is from RefSeq and is a predicted model, not a curated record.